CUUCUCCCAUUCCCAAGAGUAAAGAAAGCCAUGAUGAUACAAGCCAAAACUCAGAACAAAUGCAAUUUCAAUCCCAUUGAUGGAGGAAAUGUUGAGCUCAGAAGUGGGCCAUGGAAUCCCGAAGAAGACAAUCUUCUCACGCAGAACAUAUCUUGCCACGGCGAAGGCCACUGGAAUUGGUUGGCCAAACGUGCCGGGUUGAAGAGAACCGGGAGAAGUUGUAGAUUGAGAUGGUUGAAUUACUUAAAAUCUAAUAUUAAACGAGGAAAACUUACUAUUGAGGAGCAACUCUUGAUUCAUGAACUUCAUUCCUUGUGGGGUAACAAAUGGUCAAAGAUUGCACGACAGUUGCCUGGACGAACAGAUAAUGAUAUUAAGAAUUACUGGAGAACACGAGUGCAAAAAUAUAUCCACCAACUUAGAAUCGAGUUUGAUAACAAGAAGUUUCUAGAAAAAAUUACAAGUGAUUCUAUUCCUAGGUUGAUGAAGAUGGAACAAUCAUCAACAUCUUGGCCGUCUCAUCCAUCACCACAACCUUUAUCUUUUUCUCUUAUAACUUCUUCAAACAUGGAAUCAGAAAAAACUAGAUAUUCAAGCAAACACAUUGUACCAGACUUUGUAACUGUUAAAAGUCCGAUGUCGGAAUUCCAUAUGAUUGAAUCUUGUUAUAACAAUAAGGUGACUUUAUAUGACAAUAUCUAUGAAACCAAUAUUGGUACUAGCAAAGGCCUCGACAUGUUCGGUUCUCACUACGAACUUUCCAACACGAUUGACCAGAUGGCAGAACCUAAUUGGAUCGGUGAUGGCAUCAUUGACAUGAACGGUGAUGCAUUAUGGUGCUUAGACAAAUUGUGGUAA
Molecule: messenger RNA, 858 nt
Organism: Impatiens glandulifera
Lineage: Eukaryota; Viridiplantae; Streptophyta; Magnoliopsida; Ericales; Balsaminaceae
Product: MYB-like transcription factor EOBI
Exons: 3
Coding region: 31-858 (275 amino acids)
Biological process (GO): regulation of DNA-templated transcription
Cellular component (GO): nucleus
Molecular function (GO): DNA-binding transcription factor activity; sequence-specific DNA binding
Source: RefSeq, a predicted model, not a curated record